AUGUCUACUCCAUCUGUUCAAACUUUUGGUAAGAAGAAGAACGCAACUGCUGUUGCUCACGUUAAGGCCGGAAGAGGUCUUAUUAAGGUUAAUGGUGCUCCAAUCACUUUGGUUCAGCCAGAAAUCUUGAGACACAAGGUCUACGAGCCAAUCCUUUUGGUUGGCUUGGACAAGUUCGCCAACUUGGACAUUAGGAUCAGAGUUACUGGUGGUGGUCACGUUUCUCAGGUUUACGCUAUCAGACAGGCUUUGGCUAAGGGAUUGAUUGCAUACACUGCUAAGUACGUCGAUGAGGCUUCCAAGAACGAGUUGAAGAAGAUCUACACCGCUUACGACAGAAGCUUGUUGAUUGCUGACUCCAGAAGAAUGGAGCCAAAGAAGUUUGGUGGUCGUGGUGCCAGAGCAAGAUACCAGAAAUCUUACCGUUAG
Messenger RNA from Brettanomyces bruxellensis, 429 nucleotides. It is a transcript of the gene RPS16, whose product is annotated as 40S ribosomal protein S16. NCBI's taxonomy places the organism in Eukaryota, Fungi, Ascomycota, Pichiomycetes, Pichiales, Pichiaceae. Gene Ontology annotation, cellular component: ribosome; cytosolic small ribosomal subunit. The record is from RefSeq and is a predicted model, not a curated record. Gene Ontology annotation, molecular function: RNA binding; structural constituent of ribosome. Gene Ontology annotation, biological process: translation; maturation of SSU-rRNA from tricistronic rRNA transcript (SSU-rRNA, 5.8S rRNA, LSU-rRNA). Bases 1 to 429 code for a protein of 142 amino acids. The transcript has 2 exons.